Molecule: messenger RNA, 2108 nt
Organism: Brachypodium distachyon (stiff brome)
Lineage: Eukaryota; Viridiplantae; Streptophyta; Magnoliopsida; Poales; Poaceae
Product: eukaryotic translation initiation factor 4B1
Exons: 3
Coding region: 149-1783 (544 amino acids)
Molecular function (GO): mRNA binding; translation initiation factor activity
Source: RefSeq, a predicted model, not a curated record
CAUAGCAAACCCACCCACAGACAGCUCAGACCCAAACCCACACCCACCCGGAGCGGCUUCCCCUCUCCUCGAUUCCGUCCCUCCCACCUUCGCCCCCGAGCACCGACCGAACCCUAGAUCUCGCAGCAGCAGGCGGGAAGCGCACGCCAUGGCCAAGCCCUGGGGCGGCGUCGGCGCCUGGGCGCUGGACGCAGAGCGCGAGGAGGAGGAGCGCGAGCAAGCGGCAGCUUUCCCCGCGCCCGAGCCGCCCGCGGCGGCGGGCGGCGCCGCCAGCUUCCCCAGCCUCCGCGAGGCCGCAGCGGCCGGCGGGGGCAAGCAGAAGAAGAAGAAGGGAACCACUCUUUCUCUGUCGGAGUUCGCCACGUUUGGCGCGGCCGGGGCGCCGCGCCGCGCUGCCCCCGCGGAGCCCCGGGGUCUCACCACGCAGGAGAUGAUGAUGCUCCCCACCGGCCCGAGGGAGCGCUCGGAGGACGAGCAGGAUCGCUCCCGUUUGGGCGGAGGGUUUCGCUCCUACGGAGACAGAGAUCACGGUAGUGGAUUCGACGACGAUCGGCGGUCGAGUAGGGCUUCAGAUCUCGACAUGCCCUCCCGUGCUGACGAGUCAGAUAACUGGGGGAGGAAUAAGAGUUUCUCAUCGGCUCCUAGUGAUGCUGGCCGGCGUGAUAGUAGGUUCAGUGGCUCAUCUCCACUCGGUCGCGCAGAUGACAUCGAUAACUGGUCGCGUGACAAGAAGCCACUGCCGUCACGCUACCCUAGCCUUGGUUCUGGUGGCGGUUUCCGUGAAUCAUCCGGUGGCGACUUCCGUGAAUCAUCAGGUGGUGGUUUUCGUGAAUCAUCCGGUGGCGGUUUCCGCGAAUCAUCUGGUGGUGGAUUCCGCGACUCACCAGGACCAUCUGACUCUGAUCGAUGGGUCCGUGGUGUUAGCUCUGCCCCAAUGCCGCAGAACGGCGAUAGGCCACGUCUCAACCUCAAUCCACCAAAACGUGAUACCUCAGCUACCGAUGCGCCACCUGCUGAGGUUGCACGCAGCCGCCCGAGCCCAUUUGGUGCUGCAAAGCCCCGUGAGCAAGUGCUGGCUGAAAAAGGCUUGGAUUGGAGAAAGAUGGAGAGUGAGAUAGAGAAGAAGACCAGUCGGCCUACCAGCUCACACUCCAGCAGGCCAAACAGUGCACAUUCCUCUCGCCCUGGGAGCCCUGGCUCGCAGAUCUCUGCAGUUGGUAGUGAGGGAGCAUCGAGGGUGCGCCCAAAGGUAAAUCCAUUCGGUGAUGCGAAGCCGCGGGAAGUGGUGCUGCAGGAGAAGGGGAAAGACUGGAGGAAGAUUGACCUUGAGCUCGAGCAUCGUGCCGUUAAUAGGUCAGAGUCAGAUGAAGAGAAGAUUUUAAAAGAAGAAAUCAACCUUCUCAAGGUGGAUCUAAAAGAAAUUGAGGCCAAGACAAGUGAUGGUUCUGACCAAGCUUCCACAGACAAUGCAAAAGAUUUGUCUGAGAAGAUAUCUCAGAUGGAAAAGCAGCUUGAGCUGCUUACAGUUGAGUUGGAUGACAAAAUUCGUUUUGGGCAAAGACCUAGUUCUGGUGCAGGCAGGGUUACAUCAUUUCCACCAACUAGUUUAGCAGAGGAGCCACAUGUUACAGCGGCAAACAUGGACAGACCGCGCUCCCGUGGUGGUAUGGAAACAUACCCGAAACCAGUUGAGGAAAGGUGGGGAUUUCAUGGUAACAGAGAAAGAGGCUCUUUUGGUGGAGGCCGGAGUUCAGACAGGUCAACAAGUAGGCAGGGAUGGUGAAGAUGGGGGUUUGAGCAUCAUCUGUCAAGGAAACUUCUCUCUGUGGUCAUUUUUUUUUGAAAGAACGGGCAAAAAUAAGUCGUUUUAUUUUUGUUGUGUUUGACUCCCAUUUUGGUCGAGCUAGAAGAUUGGAGAGAACCUUUGUCAACGGAGGUUACUCUGCGUGAAGUUAUUGGUUACCACCUCUAUGCUGUAGGAUACUUUCUGUUUCUUUUUCUUGCCAUCUUCUAUGUCAAAACUAUACCUGGCAAAAUUUGAUGCUAAUUACUCUUGCAUCGUGGAUCCUUAUGCUUGAGCAGGAUAAUGAGAUAUUUUCUUCAGUGCA